Messenger RNA from Pisolithus orientalis, 381 nucleotides. Its product is annotated as TOM7 family-domain-containing protein. The record is from RefSeq and is a predicted model, not a curated record. Lineage: Eukaryota; Fungi; Basidiomycota; Agaricomycetes; Boletales; Pisolithaceae. Bases 1 to 381 code for a protein of 126 amino acids. Gene Ontology annotation, biological process: protein import into mitochondrial matrix; protein insertion into mitochondrial outer membrane. The transcript is spliced from 3 exons. Gene Ontology annotation, cellular component: mitochondrial outer membrane translocase complex; mitochondrial outer membrane.
AUGCCCUCUGAAGAAACAAAGGAACGCAUUACCAAGGUCGUAGACGUCGCUCGUACGGUACUCCACUAUGGCUGGAUACCACUCAUCAUAUACAUUGGGUACACGAGGAGCUCGCCUCAACCGACGGUCAUCAAGUGCGUCCUGUGUUUUUGUUUUUCGAUGAAUCGUUUUUUCUCAACUCUUGUUAUUGUACAGACUGCUAAGUCCGCUCGCGUGACGACACACGGUGGCAGACCUACCAUUCCAGGCACAUGCUUUUUCCAUCGACAAUGCACCCAUGUAUCAUAUAACCUCCCUAAUACACUAAAACUAUACGCGCUCUCCCAGCUCUGUCAUUGGCAUUCAUGGUAUUGUGACACGCGAAAACUUAAGAGAGAUUGA